Molecule: messenger RNA, 933 nt
Organism: Rodentolepis nana
Lineage: Eukaryota; Metazoa; Platyhelminthes; Cestoda; Cyclophyllidea; Hymenolepididae
Source: the annotation of a GenBank genome assembly
AUGCCAAUUGAUUUUCUCAAGACCUAUUUUCAAGCUUCACACUGGCUCGGUCGUGGCAUUAGGCCGGAACCGCAAGUGUUGGUUCCUGUGACCAAUAUAAGGAUUCCCAGAGGUUCACUAUGGACUGGUCUCUUGGUCGAUAUUGGAUCUGAACUGUAUCCUCUCACCAAUGAGCAGACAGUGACCUUUGUGCGGCGCAUAGGUUUACGAUUUGUGAAACCCCCGAGCACUUUUCUGCUUGGCGGGUUUACCCUCGUGGAUCCUCAGCUCCCUUCAAUCGGUUUGGCAGCCAAUCAGUUGUUAAUGCAUGUUCCUCGUUUAUCUCAGCGUCUGCGUCGUGGUGAGGGUAUAGGUGGGGGUCCGACAGGUCGAAUGUCAUGGCUACGGCGUUGUGUCUCAGCUCUCGUUGAUGAGGAACGCAUUGAGUUACCCUGGCCCGUCGCUUUAGAGACACGGCAGUAUGCUGAAAGGCUCAUUCAAGAGGCAGUGCGAGCGGAACUUGCUACCACGGAUCUAUCGAAAUUUCAAAGUCUAGAAGAACUGCUUCAACCUCCGUGGAUUGAGUAUCCUGAAAUUGCCCCACUGCUUGAACUUUCAGCCUUUUGGUUGCAAAAACCGGAACUCGUUACCAAGUUGCUUAAGGUUCUAGUUCCACGUUAUCGAUUUUACAAUCGUUCCUACACUCGUGUAUUUCGCCUACAGCGACCACCAUAUCCAAAUCAGCAUGCUUUCAUCUCACAUGGUUUCGGUGUACUAGAACUACACGGUAAUCCUUGGCCGCCGAUUGGCAGUCCACAUCUACCCAAGCGGAUUAAAGGCUCAAACGCAGUGUCUUCGGAACCGUUUAAACACAAAUAUUUCAUCAAUGUCCUACUGAAUGCUGCUCGAGAGGAGUAUAAAAAAUCGAAAAGGACGCCGCCCCUAUCUAAAUGA